Messenger RNA from Knipowitschia caucasica, 966 nucleotides. The record is from the annotation of a GenBank genome assembly. NCBI's taxonomy places the organism in Eukaryota, Metazoa, Chordata, Actinopteri, Gobiiformes, Gobiidae.
AUGCAUGGUGACAGGUGGAUCCCAAUCCGAGUGCUUAACACCUCCAGUAAACCUAUCACUCUGAGGCGCAAUACAAAGAUGGCAGAAGUGUCUGCUUGCAUUGCUGUUGAGGACUUGGAUGAGGACACAGAGGCCGUUGAGACCGUGGGAGUGAAUAACCAAGCCGUGUCUUGUGAGCACUUUGGCCUCCAAGAAACCUUGACUAUGCUUGGGCUUGAAAAUCUUGAUAUCGACUCUUGUGAGGUGUCACCCUAUUGGAAAGGUCAACUCAUGGAGCUUGUUCGGAAGUAUGAGGAUGUCUUUUCUAAGAGCAAACUGGACUGUGGAUCAGCUAAAGACAUUGUCCACAGAAUCCAUCUGUCCGAUACUCGGCCAUUCAGGCUCCCGUACCGCAGAGUCCCACCUGGGCAGUACCACAAACUCAGAGAGGUCCUUUCCGAGAUGGAGGAGCUAGAGAUAAUUCGCAAAUCGAAAAGUGAGUGGGCAUCUCCGCUGGUUCUUGUGUGGAAAAAGAGUGGAGACUUGAGAAUCUGUGUGGAUUAUCGCUGGCUCAAUGCGCGUACGGUCAAAGACGCUCAUCCGUUGCCACACCAAGCAGACUGUCUGGCAGCCCUUGGAGGAAGUGCUAUCUUCAGUGCGAUGGAUCUUACUUCUGGCUUCUAUAACAUCGCCAUGGCCGAAGAAGAUAAGAAGCUCACUGCUUUUACCACUCCCAUGGGCCUAUAUGAGUUUAAUAGGCUCCCACAAGGCCUAUGUAACAGUCCUGCCAGUUUCAUGCGGCUCAUGAUGAGUAUCUUUGGGGACCAGAACUUCAUGACCCUCCUUUGCUAUCUUGAUGAUGUCCUUGUUUAUGCACCUGAUGAGGCAGAAGCGCUAAGAAGGCUGGAAAUGGUCUUUAGCCGGCUGAGAGUUCAUGGAUUGAAGCUUGCUCCCAAAAAAUGCCAACUUCUUAGGAGGAAGUGUUAA